GCGUCCUCUACUACCGCCGUUCUCUCCCCCACGGGUCGGCUGCCGCUACGGGUGGUGAAAGACGACGGCGACGAGCCAAGAGGAGAGUACAGCCAACAGAGGAGAGCAGGAGAGAUCGGUUGCGGGGCGCUUGCGCGCGCACUCGCACUCGCGCCGCUCCUCGACGUCGUUUUGCAAGGAAAUUGAUUCUGCGCGAAACGCCAGGCUACGAGGGAGCAUCGUCAGAAGAGCCGGGCUCCGCAGACCGCGCACACACCGCACAGGGGGUUGUUCGCAUCGUUCGUCUCGCACGCCACACUUCUCCGAUCCGCCACUUGCACACCACUCUCUCUGUCUCGACCCGUCGGGGGCACGACGAUUCUUUCGUCGACACACCGUGCGGCACACGCUGCUAUUAUGUAAGGGGAAACGCGUCCUCCUUGUGGUCGUGGUCGUCGUCGUCGUGGUCGUCGUCGUCGUCGCCGUCGUCGUGGUUGCGAUCGUUCGCUUCGGUGCUAAGCAGCCAACAUAAUACAGGACGUGAACACGCACUGGACACGCGAAGGGGAGAGAACACGCGCUGGAAGGGCGACAUGCGAAGAGACGCGUCGCGCCGGCCGCGUUACCACCACACACAGCCGUGCCACGAUUAUCCUAACCAUCGACGAUCCGUGCAGGAGUAAGGACGUGAUAUUCCAAGGGCGAACGCUGGAGCGGAGCAUCCAUGGAACUGAAAAUCCUCUUGUUCGUUCACGUUGUGGGAAUUUGCUCCGGUUUGCGAGAGGUGCGCAUCCAGAUACCGACGGCCGUGAAGAAAGGUGACCCGGCGAUACUGAACUGCUGGUAUGACACCGAGGGGGAUCUUUUAUACGCCGUCAAGUGGUACAAAGGGGGUCAAGAGUUUUAUCGCUACGCCCCGAACGAGAUCCCGGUCGUCAAGACUUUCCCCAUCGGGAACCUGACGGUGAAGAAGAGCGAGAGCAACGCGACCCGGGUCGUGCUGACGAAUCUGGAACUGGACGCGGCGGGUGUCUACAGUUGCGAGGUGUCUGCGGACGCACCUUCCUUCCAGACGGCCUGCGUUCAAGGCACCAUGAACGUCGUCGAAUUACCCUCUCAAGGGCCGUCGAUACAUGGGUUAAGGAGGAAAUACCGGAUCGACGAUAUGCUACGUUUGAACUGCACAUCCGGACGGAGUAAACCCGCGGCCAAUCUCACCUGGUACAUCAACAGCCGACAACCGCUGAAGUCGCACGUCCGCACGUACAGUCCCUUGGACACCAACGAGUCCGAGUGGCAGAUUUCCCAGAUCGGCCUUCAGUUUCUCGUUACGCACGAGCAUUUCGCCGAGGGCAAGCUGAAAAUACGGUGUAGCGCCUCGAUAUAUGACAUUUACUGGCAGAGCACCGAGGUUAGCACCGAGGAGGACAGGCCGAGGGUGAUACACUACGAGCCAGCGGCGACCAUAGUCGGCAUCAACUACUUGCAACCACCACCCAAUUUCCAAACCGGUCAGAAGAAACCCGACGGCCAGGUCGGAGUCAAAGUUCUCGGCUCGUCCAGGUCGGAGAUGCGGCUGCCGUCGGCGCGUCUGGUCCUGGGACUGUUCGCGUUCCUUUUGAUCGCCAUUCGUUAACCGUACCGCCAUUCAACUAUCGCGCGCUUUGGAGCUGUUUGUGUAAAUCGACGUGUGCUUGUAAGGAUGUCCAGGCCGCUUUUCGUCACUCUGUGUGUGACGAUCAUCCUCCAGCGACGCGCCCUGACCCCCCUCCCGCCCCCUUUUCUGGACCACAGCGCGAGAGGAAGGAAGAAGAGGAGGAACAGAGGCGAAUUACACAAAAUUUCACCGAAACCUGGAUCAAAAGUCGAUUGUUAACCGAGUUUUCGAGAUCCCGGAUCGAGAUCGAGGCUGAAGGCGAGGGAGACGCGAAGGAGGAAGCAGAGGAGAGAAGCAAUCGACAGGGGAAAUUUGCUGGUGAAUCGCGAGGAACCGGAAAUGGCCGUUGCAUCACGUUCAUUUUGUCCAUGAUGAUGAUGAUGAUGAUGAUUAUUAUGAUGAUGAUGAUGAUGAUGAUGAUGAUGAUGAUGAUGAUCAACGAACGAACGGGUGAAAAAAGGUAUAUUCGUGGAUCGGCCAAGUGUAAAAAAAAAUUCGAGAAGAAUAUCCGAAGAAUAUUUUAUUAUUAGACACUAUGUAUGUACUUGCUUCCUUUUCGGCAGAGAUCGUCUGUGUUUGCAAUGUGUAGAUCAUAAACGCGUAGUACCGUUUCACGCGGGCGCCAUCGUUUCCAACGAGAAGAAAAUGACAUAGAUACAAGUAGUUAGUUUUCUUUUUUCGUACUUUUAUAAAACUCGACUCGAAGUACUAAACGCGCGCGCAACGUGUGCCGAUAUACAUAUAUACAUGUAUAUUCUAUAUAAUAUAUAUGUGUGUGUGUGUAUAUAUAAAUGUAUAAUCUGUCUCUCUAUCGUUCUCACUGCCGUUAGAUAUUCUCACUGCCUUUGCGCUCUCUGUUUCUUUGACUCUGUCUCUCCUUUAUCCGCGUGUCGAUUUUCAUUUCAUUUGUUAAAAAAAGAAAAAAAAAGAAAAAAAGAAAAAAAAGGGAGAAGACGGUUCGACGACGAUUUACACGAUUCGCCUAAACGAAGAGAGAGAAAGAAAGAGAGAGAGAGAGAAACGAAGUAGAAACUGAGAAACUGUGUGUGAGCAAAGUGAUGUACCUGAUGAAUCGGAUAUUCGACGAGUCAUUUUCCGUUUGCCGUUGUUACGUUUGAAUGUUCUUGCAAGCGAGGACGAUGAACAAAGUCGUAGAACGAGAUCCCUUCCCCGUACGAGAGUCGUUUGUCGUUGCAGGAAACCCUCGUGCGGAGAAGGUAGGCGGGAACGGAGAAAACAAAAGGGGAGAAUAAAGAGAAAA
Frieseomelitta varia is the source of this 2897-nucleotide messenger RNA. RefSeq lists its product as uncharacterized. The record is from RefSeq and is a predicted model, not a curated record. Bases 704 to 1615 code for a protein of 303 amino acids. The transcript is spliced from 6 exons. Lineage: Eukaryota; Metazoa; Arthropoda; Insecta; Hymenoptera; Apidae.